GUGUGUGUGUGUGUGUGUGUGUGUGAGGGAGGCGCAGCCCCCGGAGCUCCGCAGUCAGCAGCAGACCCGCGGCGCUGCAGGAUGGAUGCUGACGUCUCUCCACAGUGUCUCUGGCAGCACCGAGGGCGGAGCUUCCAAGCAUCCCAACCAAUCACAAUGUGUCUCAGAGCAGCCAGUGGCCAAUGAGAGGCUUCUGCGUCACUGGACAAGUCAGGCUCCGCCCCCUGCCUCUGAUAGGCUGCAGGAAGCCGACAGCAGCGAUGAAUCUUUGACCGACAGCUUCUCCACCCAGGACGUCUCUCUCCUUCUCCCCGCCCCCUACAGACAGAAAGGUGUGGUCAGCUCAUCAGAGCCUCCCAUUGGCUGCCCUCCGCCCCCCACCUGCAGCCCAGGCACCAAUGAGACGCGCCUGUCGUCGACCAAGAGCCACACCUCCUUGAAGACGAACGCCGCCCACAUCAAGGAAGUGGCUGGAAAUGACUGCUGCGUCCACUGCCUGCUGGCCUGCCUGUUCUGUGAGCUGCUGUCCAUGUGCUCGGCGCUGGGGGAGUGUCUGGCCUGCGGCGUGGGCGGAGCCAGUUGCUGCGACUGCGCGGCGUGCUGCUGCUGCUGCGUGGAGGCGGCCGGGGAGGCGGCGUGCACGGAGGAGGCGUGCCAGGCGGUGUUGGACUGCGGGAUGUUGGAAAACUGCUGCGCGUCAUCUGACUGCCUGGAGGUCUGCUUGGAGUGCUGCGCCAUCGUCUUCCCUUCAUAGGACGGCCAAUCAGGGGAAGGCUGGAUGAUGAUGUCACAGCAAAGGACAGAAACUCUUGGAUUUGGUCUGAACGAUCCGCAUCCCGUUUUGAGCUCGGAUCAGCACAAAGGUUCUCCGAACUGAACAUAAAAGAAGAAGCAAGGAGCCGACUGUAGAGACAAAUAUUUAUGAAAAAUAUGAAAGAAUAAUUUAAUUAAACAAAAUCAUCCACUUUCUAACACCCUUGUCCUUAGUGGGGUCAGGAGGAGCUGCUGCCUGGACAGGUCACCAGUCUGUCGCAGGGCAUUGUUUUUUAUCAGCCCUUCUAAACAAAGUCACUCUGGGAUCAAAAGGUCAAAGACCCAUAUCUCAUAAAUUAGGAUUACGUUAAUUUUGUAUUAUUUGCAUGUGAUCAUGUUUAUCUUCAUGUUAGCAUGUCGCUAUGUUAGCAUGUCGCUAUGUUAGCAUGUUGCUAUGUUAGCAUGUCGUCAUGUUAGCAUGUCGCUAUGUUAGCAUGUCGCUAUGUUAGCAUGUCACCAUGUUAGCAUGUCACUAUGUUAGAAUGUCACUAUGUUAGCAUGUCGCUAUGUUAGCAUGUCACUAUGUUAGCAUGUCACUAUGUUAGCAUGUCAUCAUGUUAGCAUGUCGUCAUGUUAGCUUGUCGCUAUGUUAGCAUGUCACUAUGUUAGCAUGUCACUAUGUUAGCAUGUCAUCAUGUUAGCAUGUCGUCAUGUUAGCUUGUCACUAUGUUAGCAUGUCACUAUGUUAGCAUGUCACUAUGUUAGCAUGUCAUUAUCCACAUAUAAACAUCAGAAUCAGAAACAUUUAGACCUCCAUCCAGAUGCUGGUUGAGAAGACAGAAAGCAAGCAGAAAUAAUAAGAAGCAAAUUCUGUUAUGAUGAGAAUUUAUCUGAGGUUUUCUUCUGGCAGGAACAUCCGGACCAAUCAGAGCUCUGGUGGAUGAUGGAGCUGAUUAUCAGGUGCUUUAUAUGUGAGAAAGAAUUUGAGAUUUUAAUCUGAAUUCCUGAAGGAUUUAUGGUUGGCAAUACCUGAUACCAUCAGGUAUAUCAUCAGCAUAAUAAAAAUUUAUUCCAUCAGUCUUAGUGGAAAAGACUUUAUAACAAAGGUUAAAAGGCAAAAAAAUAUAUUUUUGACAUUUUUUUGCUGAUGUUAAGAUGUUGCCGUUCUCCAGGAUUCUACUUGUGUCGCAGAUUUACACAAAAAUACAAACUGAUCGCACAAACUCGUGUUUUAUUUGUACAAAACAGUCACUGAUUACAUCAUCAUUGAAAUUCUAAGGCCAACGAUUGGCUGCUGUACAUUCAGUGUUCUUCAGACGCUUCGUGGCCGUAAACUGUCUGCAGCUGCUAUAAACUUUUCGGUGACGUGUUUGCGUCAGAGAUUGACAGGUCGGCGGGGCGGGGCGGAUGGGACAGGAUGUGCACCCGGUAUGAACAGGAAGUCUGUGUUUGUUGGAACAAAGGCCAGGACAUUCAAACAGGAAACGGGAAACCACUGAGAAGACAGCGGCUCCUGACCUCUGACAUCAGCGCAGAAUCAAAGACAAACCUCCUAUUUUUCCCUCUGUGUUUGUUAAAAAAAAUCCAUUUCAGUCCACUGAUUAAACUUGAAUUAGAUUAACUAAAACACAUUUAGUGUCUCACAUAACCUUAUUGCUGAAGGUCCUCGUGAGUUGGCUGCAGACAGAGCUAGAGGCCCCAAACUGCAGGUCAACCAGAACACACACCUCCAGAAACAAAACUGCUUUUCUCACCAGUUUCUGUCACUUUCAGUGAACAAGAUUUAAAGCGCCCCCUGCUGGACAACAGAACACAGAUGAACGUAACUUAGUUACCUAAGAAACGGGAACAAAAUAUUACUGUUAAUGUAUAUUUGUUUUUUAUUUUCAACUUUACAAUUAUAUGUUGAUGACAUACUAACCUAUGAGCUGAAGUAAACUCCCGCUGAAAUGUGUUUUGAUAAUUUGUUCAGCAGAGAUCUUAUUAAUUUGUGAUUUUUCUAAUAAAGUUCUAAAAAUACUCAAAACUCA
This is a messenger RNA of Xiphophorus hellerii (green swordtail), 2783 nucleotides long. RefSeq names its product keratin-associated protein 10-10. The record is from RefSeq and is a predicted model, not a curated record. The transcript has 5 exons. Lineage: Eukaryota; Metazoa; Chordata; Actinopteri; Cyprinodontiformes; Poeciliidae. Bases 86 to 754 code for a protein of 222 amino acids.